Amblyraja radiata (thorny skate) is the source of this 1695-nucleotide messenger RNA. It is a transcript of the gene rab33a, whose product is annotated as RAB33A, member RAS oncogene family. Gene Ontology annotation, biological process: Rab protein signal transduction. Gene Ontology annotation, molecular function: GTPase activity; GTP binding. The record is from RefSeq and is a predicted model, not a curated record. The transcript is spliced from 2 exons. NCBI's taxonomy places the organism in Eukaryota, Metazoa, Chordata, Chondrichthyes, Rajiformes, Rajidae. Bases 78 to 776 code for a protein of 232 amino acids.
CUCCCUUUGCCCCUGAAUCAAGAUUUUUUUCCCCUGUAGAUUGGUUGCACUUUUGUUAACACAAAGAAGAUUCCAAUAUGGCAAAUCAAGUGGCGGUGAAUGGCGAGACCCGGGGCUUCACAUCUAAGAAGACGACCAGGGACUACGAAUCGUCUUUGGAACUAUCCGUGCAAGCGCGGAUAUUUAAAAUCAUUGUGAUCGGGGACUCUAAUGUCGGGAAGACGUGCCUGACCUUCAGAUUCUGCGGGGGGACGUUUCCCGAUAAGACCGAGGCCACCAUCGGAGUGGAUUUCCGAGAGAAGCCCGUGACUAUCGAAGGAGAAACGAUCAAGAUUCAGGUCUGGGAUACUGCGGGACAAGAACGAUUCAGGAAAAGUAUGGUACAACACUACUACAGAAAUGUACACGCUGUGGUAUUUGUGUACGAUGUAACAAAACAAAACUCCUUUGAAAACCUGAAAGCUUGGAUUCAAGAAUGCAACAACCACUCAGUGUCACCCAGUGUGCCGCGGGUGCUGGUCGGUAACAAAUGCGAUCUCACCAACGAGAUCCAGGUAUCUUCCAAUGUCGCGCUCCGCUUUGCAGAUGCCAACAACAUGCUUUUGUUUGAGACGUCAGCAAAAGAUCCAAAAGAAAGCGACCACGUGGAAUCCAUUUUUAUGUCUCUUGCAUGCAAGCUGAAGGCACAAAAAAGAUUGACUUUCCAAGCGGUGCAGAAAAAAGAUAGUAAAGUUCAGGUUUCACAGUCAAAUGCUCGCAGUACGUGUCCAUGUUGAGUGUUUAGCGUGCGGUGGUGAGAAUGGAAGCUAUUAGACUGUGCCUGUGUCAGUUUAUUAAAACUAUUUGCUUGUACUUUAAUGUAUACAACAUUUGAGACAACAAAUUUGGAGUUCCUGAGACCAAAAGAUUUCAAUUAAGUAAAUUUGUUUUAUAACAUAUCUAUAACCUUUCAAUGAUUUAAGCUAAUUUUCAAAUAAACAUUGUCAUUUGGAAAGUAUCUUGUGAAAUACUGCCAAGUUUGUAAAUAUGCAGUGAUGUGCAAGUCGAUGGGUUGCCUUCACAAUUGUAUUGUUAAAGUUCUGGAUGCAUGAAAUAUAAGGGCUAUUCCCAUAAUUGUAAGCUAUCUAUGGAAAAUUACAUUUAAAGGGUAUACAGGUUAGAGAUAAGGCAAUAACAUUGCAGCCCUGAAGUUUCAAUCUGUGCUCCCAGUCGGGUGCAUUGUAUUGUGGAAUUAGCGCAAGUCUAUGCUUUCAUGAUGCCAAUGGUUAGAGGUUUGAUGCUGUUCAAAGAACAGGAAUUCUUGAUUCUCUCGCAAUUCAUGUGGAUAAAUGUUGAAAUCAGUUGAUCAUUUUUUAGUUUUAUAUUAAAAUGCUUUUACACAAGGGUAUUUUAUCUGUGGAAGUCCCUCAGGGAUCUCUGGUAAGAUUUCUAACUUUGAGUUAUUUUCAAUCUCUCAGAUUAAGCUUCUUCGAUUGAUUUGUAGAAGCCUGGACCAAAUGCAUACGAAAAUUCGAAUAGACCAUGAGUGAAGCAAAAGCUACUAAAGAUAGACAUGAUAAUGAAGGAGGUAUUUCAUAGGUCUAAUCUUGAAUUUGACAAACUUAGAAAAUAAAUUAUAAUCUCAAUAAACGCAAAUGCUUUUCCAUAAUAUUUGACUGAAAGGCAGUGAUCAGAUUAUAACUGGUGAUUGCAAAA